Molecule: messenger RNA, 824 nt
Organism: Boleophthalmus pectinirostris (great blue-spotted mudskipper)
Lineage: Eukaryota; Metazoa; Chordata; Actinopteri; Gobiiformes; Gobiidae
Product: peroxiredoxin-6-like
Exons: 5
Coding region: 51-743 (230 amino acids)
Biological process (GO): cellular oxidant detoxification; cell redox homeostasis
Cellular component (GO): mitochondrion; cytosol
Molecular function (GO): peroxiredoxin activity
Source: RefSeq, a predicted model, not a curated record
GUUUCCGCUGCUGUCAGUCUUGUUGAAGGUAGCAGAUCACACUUUUGAUCAUGUCCGGAUUGUUGCUCGGAGAUGUGUUUCCUGAUUUUGAAGCGGAGACUACAGUUGGAAGGAUAAAACUACAUGAAUUUCUUGGGGAAUCAUGGGGCAUCCUAUUCUCUCAUCCCAGAGACUACACACCUGUGUGCACCACAGAGCUGGGCCGAGCAGCUAGACUCAGCAGUGAGUUCACCAAAAGGAAUGUCAAAAUCAUUGCUCUCUCUGUCGACUCUGUGGAGGACCACCACAGCUGGACCAAGGAUAUUCUUGCUUACAACUGUGAAGAGUCAUCUUGUGUCUCACUGCCCUUUCCCAUCAUCGCGGACAGUAAACGAGAUCUGGCAGUGGCUCUAGGCAUGCUGGACCCAGAUGAGAAAGACAAAGAUGGCAUGCCACUGACAGCGCGAUGUGUUUUUGUCAUCAGCCCAGACAAAAAACUCAAACUGUCUAUCCUCUACCCUGCUACAACUGGACGCAACUUUGAUGAGAUUUUGAGAGUGGUGGACUCACUGCAGCUCACAGCAGGCAGACAGGUGGCCACUCCAGCUGACUGGCAGCCUGGAGAUUGUGUGAUGGUGCCUCCAGCUCUAUCAGAACAAGAGGCAGCCACCUUGUUUCCUGCUGGUGUCUACACGAAAGAGCUGCCAUCAGGCAAGAAGUACCUGCGCUACACACCUCAUCCAAACCAUAGCACAGAUCAUUAACAUGGACUUACCGAGUCCUUACUUAACAAUAAGGGAGCAUAGUAAGUCUGUGGUAAUUACAAAAAAAAUGACAUGGGUAAA